Molecule: messenger RNA, 965 nt
Organism: Andrographis paniculata
Lineage: Eukaryota; Viridiplantae; Streptophyta; Magnoliopsida; Lamiales; Acanthaceae
Product: polyadenylate-binding protein 1-like
Exons: 6
Coding region: 32-697 (221 amino acids)
Molecular function (GO): RNA binding
Source: RefSeq, a predicted model, not a curated record
UGACACAGAUUACCCGUUUGCAAGGACGAGUAUGGAGUUCAAGGGCAACCCCGAGCAGGAGGACGACGUUUAUGGCGGCGAACUUCCCGAGGAAGCCUACAUGGAGACCGAUUUCGAGUCAGCUGCUGCUGCGGCUGAAGCUGUUGACGACGACUCCAAAGCUAAGGAGCUGGAGGAUAUGAAGAAGAGAUUGCAAGAAAUUGAAAAAGAAGCUGGCGCUCUUCGUGAGUUGCAGGCGAAGGUUGAGAAGGAGAUGCACGGAACUCAAGACGAUUCAAGUGAAGCCUCUGCUACCCAGGCUGAAAAGGAAGAGAUUGAUUCCCGGUCAAUAUACGUUGGCAAUGUUGACUAUGCAUGCACGCCGGAGGAGGUACAGCAACAUUUUCAGUCUUGUGGGACCGUGAAUAGGGUCACCAUUUUAACAGACAAGUUUGGGCAACCCAAAGGGUUUGCUUACGUGGAAUUUGAGGAAGUCGAGGCUGUACAGAAUGCUAUACUGCUGAACGAAACAGAGUUACAUGGCCGUCAACUAAAGGUGUCAGCAAAGCGAACCAAUAUUCCUGGAAUGCGGCAAUCUCAAGGUAGGCGCCCUACUCGUUUUGGUUCUAGAAGACCCUUCAUUCCUGGCUCUCCAGUAUUUCCUCCGUACGGGAGGUUUCCGAGGUACAGACGCCCUGUUCGCUACAGGCCGUAUUGAUGAAACUUUCGCAUCAAUAUCGAUGGGUAUGAUAAUUGCCGCUAGUAGCAUCCAAUUGUGCCCGAUAUUACAUUGAAACCUUUGUAAAACAACCUUUUUAUGACGUUGGCUUGCAAGUACAAUCUUAUAGAUCUAUAUAACCAUAUUAAACUCCAGGAUGAAAGAAAAUCGCCUGGCCUUUUUAUUUUUUGACUUUUUUUUGGUUUAAUGUUUUCAUAACAUCCAUUUUGCUUAGGUUGGAAUCGGUCAUAGAAAGAAGUUCCUUAAA